Molecule: messenger RNA, 261 nt
Organism: Meloidogyne enterolobii
Lineage: Eukaryota; Metazoa; Nematoda; Chromadorea; Rhabditida; Meloidogynidae
Source: the annotation of a GenBank genome assembly
UAUAGAAAAAUGUUAAUUAAAGUAAAGACUUUAACUGGCAAGGAAAUUGAACUUGAUAUUGAGCCAACAGACAAAGUGGAUCGAAUCAAAGAAAAGGUAGAAGAAAAAGAAGGAAUUCCUCCGCCACAACAACGUUUAAUUUUUGCUGGGAAACAAUUGAGUGAUGACAAAACUGCUCAGGAAUGUAAAAUUGAAGGUGGUUCUGUUCUUCAUUUGGUUUUGGCACUACGUGGAGGCGAUGGAGACAAAUUUAAUUUUUGA